AUGUAUGCCACAGCAGCAAAGAAGAGAGAAGUAAAUGCCACAACUGCGGAGAAGUGCUCCCAAACGGCGCUGCAGAACUGCACAACUGCACCCCGAAAUGCAAGCUCUGCGAGGGCAAUCACCCCACGGGCGACCGUUCAUGCAGACAAAGACUUCACAUCCCAUACGUCGUGCGAAGACACUGUAGAAGAAAACGAAACUGCUCCGACAGAGAUGCCAACCCGUGCGAGGUCAAUGACCAAGCAGCCGUGCAGCAGGAUCCGGCAGGUGGCUCCAUCCCCAAGCAGCGCUCCCACUCCAGAGGGCGCUCUCAAUCCAGAGGGCGCUCUCAGUGCAGAGGACGCUCCCAAUCCAGAGGGCGCUCCCAAUCCAGAGGGCGCUGCCAAUCUAGAGGACGCUCCCGUUCCAGGGGCCGAUCCCGGUCGAGAUCCAGCUCCAGGUGGCCCGGCAAGAUCCUAG
Dermacentor albipictus is the source of this 459-nucleotide messenger RNA. The record is from RefSeq and is a predicted model, not a curated record. Lineage: Eukaryota; Metazoa; Arthropoda; Arachnida; Ixodida; Ixodidae.